AUGGCUAUGCAAAGCGGACGUUGGACUUCGCAGGAAAAGGUCCUAUUGGAGCAACUAGUAAAUAGAUAUAGGACAAAUUGGAAUGAGAUAGCCAAACACUUUCCAACACGAAGUGCUCGUCAGAUAAGAGAACACUAUCAGAACCACCAAAAUCCUCAGAGUAGGUGUAGUACGAACGCCGUGAACCCAACAAACACAUGUUUGUAUGAACUAACAUUCCUUUCAGUUGACAGACGAAGAAUAACGCCAGAAGAAUCAAAACAGAUUUUGACAUUUUACGAGCUAUUUGGACCCCAAUGGACUUUGAUUGCCUCCUGUGUAUCAGAAAGGUUUACAGGUGUCAUGAUUAGGAACCAUUGGAACAACCACCAGAGAAAGUUAAGGAGAAACAUCAGAAGUGCUGAGCAUCCUUUUACCACUGGUAACCUAUCCUUUACCUUCUUGUGUUUGGCACCUUUGAAGAGAACGAAUGACGUGCUAAUCUAG
Messenger RNA from Acaulospora morrowiae, 486 nucleotides. Lineage: Eukaryota; Fungi; Glomeromycota; Glomeromycetes; Diversisporales; Acaulosporaceae. The record is from the annotation of a GenBank genome assembly.